Messenger RNA from Drosophila suzukii, 447 nucleotides. The record is from RefSeq and is a predicted model, not a curated record. Lineage: Eukaryota; Metazoa; Arthropoda; Insecta; Diptera; Drosophilidae.
AUGUCAUCGACAAGGACCUUCGCGGAUGGCGAAGGAUUGGAAGGAUGGCAGACGGAUGGCAGUCAUAAAUUUUACACUGCCUUGAAGCCCAUUAGGCUAAAAGAGUGGCCAAGUACGCACCCUUGGGCAGCUGCAGGAUUCAGGACGAUGGACGGAGGACUCAGGACUCUGGACCCAGGACACUGGACUUCGGAUGCAGGACGAGGACGAGGACUACGUCAUGUGGCCGAACAACCGAGCAGCGGGCCAAACUGGAAACAUCAAAAGCUGGGGGUGGCCAGGGGAUUGGGUUGGAUUCAUAUGGAGGCUGAGAAUUACCGAAUUACCGGGGUGCCAGGACCAACUAAAGUCCUUUUCCUGGGUGCAGAACCGGAAUUGCAAUGGCAGUCGCUGAGGGAACAAAUGUUCACUCCACAUUACAUUUGUCUUAGCCGGCGUGCAGAUUAA